GCCCGGUAUAAAUGGGUCGAUUGAAGGGGAACGGAAGAGAGACCCAAUUCAUCAGCGACGGCGUACAGAUCAAACUUGUAACUUGUAAGUUGUAGUGGCGGCAUGGCCAUAUUCCAACUCUCGAGGCACAUCUGACUCUCUGCCGACGGCUACGCCCCUCUGCACAUCUAGCUGUAGAAGCUCGGUCAACAUAUCACUUGUACAUGCUAAUUGCUGAACCAAAAGUGGGGGACUCGAUCCGAGUUGCCAGCGGCGCUACUUGCAUAGAGUCCGCGCACGGUUUUGCGCCGCCAUGCCUCCCAAAGCUUCUAAGAAGGGGGAGGCUCCGACAGAGAAGCCUAUCCUGGGUCGCUUCUCCAGCCACUUGAAAAUUGGCAUUGUGGGCCUCCCCAAUGUGGGCAAGUCGACCCUGUUCAACACUUUGACCAAGCUGUGCAUUCCCGCCGAGAACUUCCCCUUCUGUACCAUCGAGCCCAAUGAAGCCCGCGUCAUUGUCCCCGACGAGAGGUUUGACUGGCUGUGCCAACUCUUCAAGCCCAAGAGCGAGGUGCCUGCGUUCCUGGAGGUGCACGACAUUGCGGGCCUGGUGCGGGGUGCCAACGAGGGGCAGGGCCUGGGGAACGCCUUCCUCUCGCACAUCCGCGCCGUCGACGGCAUCUUCCACGUCCUCCGUGCGUUUGACGAUAGCGAUGUGAUCCACGUGGAGGACAGCGUAGACCCCGUGCGUGAUCUCGACAUCAUCACCAACGAGCUGCGCCUCAAGGACAUUGAGUUUGUGGAGCGGCGCCUGGAGGAGCUGCAGAAGGUGCUCAAGCGCAGCAACGAGAAGGUGCUCAAGCAGGAGCUGGAGACGCAGGAGAAGCUCCUCGACUGGCUGAAAGACGGCAAGGACGUGCGCUCCGGCGAAUGGAAGGCGCUCGACGUCGAGUUCAUCAACACCAUGCAGCUCCUCUCCGCCAAGCCCGUUGUCUACCUCGUGAAUCUGACGGAGAAGGAUUACCAGCGGAAAAAGAACAAGUGGCUGGCCAAGAUCCAUGCCUGGGUGCAGGAGCACGGGGGCGACGUGCUGAUUCCGUUCAGCGGGGUGCUCGAGCAGAAGCUGGCGGACAUGCCCGCGGACGAGGGCGCCACCUACUGCAAGGAGAACGACAUUGCCAGUGCGUUGCCCAAGAUCAUCAAGACCGGCUUUGCGGCCAUCCACCUCAUCUACUUCUUCACGGCCGGCCCAGACGAGGUCAAGUGCUGGCAGAUUCGGAAGCUGACCAAGGCGCCGCAAGGGGCGGGGGCCAUCCACACGGACUUCGAGAGGGGCUUCAUCUGUGCGGAGGUCAUGAAGUUCGACGAACUGAAGGAACUGGGGUCGGAGUCAGCCGUUAAGGCAGCAGGGAAGUACCGACAAGAAGGGAAAACGUACGUCAUACAAGAUGGCGACAUUAUCUUCUUCAAGUUCAACGUCACCUCCUCUGGGAAGAAAUAGCGCGUCUGCAUGCAAUAAAGUUGGAUGUGGUUUGACAAUCCUAAUAUCAUGCAAUCAGUCUGGUAUGGUCGAUUUUGGCGCAUGGAAAUUUGGGAUUGAACGUCAAUCUGACGUGCCAUACGGUCUGGUUGCCUUGCUUGCCGGAUAUGCGC
Messenger RNA from Klebsormidium nitens, 1629 nucleotides. The record is from the annotation of a GenBank genome assembly. NCBI's taxonomy places the organism in Eukaryota, Viridiplantae, Streptophyta, Klebsormidiophyceae, Klebsormidiales, Klebsormidiaceae.